UACAUGGAUCUAGUUGGGGCCAAGUCUGUAAGGGACUACUGGGCGAAGAACGAACUUUACAAUUUCCCCUUCCCCACAUCUAUGUUGUCCGGGAGAAGAUUUGCAGCUGUCUCCAGCAUGCUGCAUAUUAGCCACCCAGACAGUGAUGCAGAGAAUGACAGGAGGAGGGGAACACAGGCCUACGAUCGUCUGUGCAAGAUCCGCCCUCUCUAUGACGAGAUUAGGACCGCGUGUAAAGCUCACUACCAUCCCCAACAACACAUUGCAGUGGAUGAAAGGAUGGUGAAAUCAAAAGCCCGCUCCAUCCUCCGCCAGUAUAUGAAAGACAAGCCCACUAAGUGGGGGUAUAAACUUUUUGUGCUGGCAGAUUCAUCAAACGGAUACACAUGGGACUUUUUUGUAUAUGAGGGGAGAAACAUGGCACUUCAAAAGGGGCUCAGCUAUGAUUCAGUCAUGAAUCUCGUGGACACGCGUGUGCUUGGCCAGGGCUAUAAGCUCUAUGUGGACAACUUCUAUACUAGCCCUACCCUGUUCAAGGACCUCCUGGCCGAGAAGGUAUGGGCUUGUGGAACAAUUAGAGAACAGCGAAUAGGCUACCCGAGAAGACGUCCAGGAGCUCUCACCUCUCAGUCACCACGUGGUACCAUCCGCUGGAUAAGAGAUGAUCCCGUUCUUUUUGUCCAGUGGAAGGACACGAGGGACGUCCGCUUGUGCUCCACAAUGCACACAGCCCACAACCCACAGACCACCGUUCAGAGGAGGGUCAGAGGGACAGAUGGCCGGUGGCAGCUGAAGUCCAUCCCUGCCCCACCAGCUGUCACUGAUUAUAACAAACAUAUGGGGGGAGUGGACCUCUCUGAUGCCAUGAUCGGGUUUUACAACACCGUUCACAAGACCAGGAAGUGGCACAGGACGUUCUUCUAUCACUUUCUGGACAUUGCCAUCGUGAACGCCUUUGUACUUCAUUCCUGUAUGGCAGCAGAGAGGCAUGAGACCCCCCUUACACAGAAGGCGUUCCGGGAGGCCCUGGUGUUGGAGCUGAAGGCAGCGGGGUCACCUUCAACUGGCCCUCCUCCAUCACCUGCUCCAGCUCCCCAAGGUGCACAUCACAAACUGAGGCACUACACGGAAGAUGGCACAGCAGGGAGGCGGAGGUGUGUGAACUGUUCCCUGAAGAGCACCACAGAGUGCACUUCAUGCCAGGUAGUGCUGUGCUUUACGGUGAAGAGGGACUGCUACAAUGAGUGGCAUACAAAGAACAAUUUGUAGGACUCCCCCCUCCC
Molecule: messenger RNA, 1283 nt
Organism: Engraulis encrasicolus (European anchovy)
Lineage: Eukaryota; Metazoa; Chordata; Actinopteri; Clupeiformes; Engraulidae
Product: piggyBac transposable element-derived protein 4-like
Exons: 2
Coding region: 4-1269 (421 amino acids)
Source: RefSeq, a predicted model, not a curated record